AUGCAGGGCGUGCUGCGGCUUGCGCCGACGGGCAGGUGCCGGGCGCUGCUGGGUCAGGCCGGGCAGGCUCUGCUCCACCCAACACGGGCGUCUCUGUCAUCUCCCCGGUGCUUCCGCAGCGCUCGCCGUGCCUCGCAUUUCUGCCUCUCUCUUUUGUCUCUUCACCCGCCCUCGUUUGUCCCUUUGGCUCCCGCUGCCACCACCCGCACCACCCGCACCCCAACGCCCACCGCCGCAACCCGGCCGCCCGCGACGCGUCAGCCGCCUGACACGCCCACCGCCCUUCGCUCGACUGUCUUUGCUCGCCGCCUCUGUUCGCCGCCUUCGUUCCACGCCGCCGUAGUUGCACGCCCGCCCUCUGUCCGCCCCUGCCCGCCCCUGCCCGCCGCCGUCAUGAUGCGCCAGGCGUGGAUCUUCGCGGCGCUGUUCGCCCUCUUCGCCAUGGGCUCGGCCUUCAACCUCGACGCCCUGCACAUGGACGGCAUCAACGAGUACCUGCACUACAACGAGAAGCGCCAAGCCUCGGGCACCGGCAACACCCCGACCUCGACGCCAGCAGCAUCCACCUCAGCAAGGCCCACCUCGUCGGCCGCGCCGCCGCCAUCAAGCGCCGCACCCCCGACCAGCUCUGCAGCGCCGCCGCCCACCUCCAACACACCCGACCCCACGUCUGAGGCCCCCGCCGAGUCCUCGCAGGCGCCUGCCCCCAGCAGCAACAACAACGACAACACCCCCGACCCGACUCCCACCCCGUCCGCCUCCGCUGUGACGAGCGAGCCCACGGCCGCCGGAUCUGCAUCGCGCACGCCAGCCGCCUCGUCCUCCACCCCCCGGACCACCGCCAUCGUCCGCACCACGCCCCUGGUCUCCACCUCCGUUCAGCUCUUCACCACUGUCAUCAGCACCGUCGUCAACGGCCAGGCUUCUGAGAUCACCUCGACCGGCUCCAGCACCCUCGUCUCCACCACUGGCCAGGCAACCGAGACCAUUCCUCCCGAGGCCCAGAGCGCCAACAACGGCGACAGCGGCGGCCUGACCGACAACAACAAGAAGGUCAUCGGCGGUGUUGUCGGUGGCGUCGGUGGCGCUCUGCUGCUUGGCGGCAUUGCUCUCGUCUUCUGGCGCAUGAAGAAGCGCCAGAGCCGUGUCACCGAGGACGACGACGACCUCAUGGCCGGCACCGGCGCUGCUCUUGGAGACAAGACCGCCAACACCGGCUCCACGCCCUUCCAGUCGAACCUGGAGCAGUACCACAACCCCGGUGGUCGUCCCAACGCAGCUGCCAACUUUUAG
Messenger RNA from Boeremia exigua, 1293 nucleotides. RefSeq lists its product as uncharacterized. The transcript has 2 exons. The record is from RefSeq and is a predicted model, not a curated record. Lineage: Eukaryota; Fungi; Ascomycota; Dothideomycetes; Pleosporales; Didymellaceae. Bases 1 to 1293 code for a protein of 430 amino acids.